This is a messenger RNA of Arabis nemorensis, 873 nucleotides long. Lineage: Eukaryota; Viridiplantae; Streptophyta; Magnoliopsida; Brassicales; Brassicaceae. The record is from the annotation of a GenBank genome assembly.
AUGGUAGUUGUUGUGCUCCAGAGCUUUGGCCAUGGCGAAUCAGAACCAGUCGAUUUUUCCGAUGCGCCUUCACGAUUCAGUGACGGCUUUGAAUCUACUUCUUCAACGCCGUUCGUUAGCGCUCCGUCUAGUCCUGGCCGUGGUUCAUCAUCUCCGGCUAGUUAUUUCUUCAGUGCACCGUCGAGUCCAAUGCAUUUCGUACUUUACUCUACUCCGUCUUCUUCCUCCGUCACUCGUUCAACAGAAUCGGAGUUUCCAAAGCACGACUCGUCGUCAUCGGAGUUCGAGUUUGACUUCUCCUCUCGUUUAUCUUCGAGUAGUGGUUGUCCGUUAGACGGCGGAUCUAUGAUUUCCGCCGAUGAAUUGUUCUCUAAUGGUCAGAUCAAGUCAUUAAAGCCUCAGAUCUUAGCGCCGCUUCUAGAUCUGGAAACAGAGGAAGAAGAAGAUUUCAAUGGUGAGAUUGUUCGUGGAAGAGAUCUGAAGCUGAGAAGAUGCAGAUCUGUUCAUGGGAAAGCUAGAUCUCUUUCUCCUCUUCGAAACGCAGCGUUUCAAUGCGAAGAAGAAAACGAAACGAAGCUAGACGACGAAAACAAAACCAAAUCGAAAUCUCUCACCGAACCAUCAGAUGAUUCGACAAAAUCUCCGGCGACCGGAGGAGGAAAACCGACCAACGGAGUAGCGAAACGACGAGGUUUAAAGCCGUCUGCACACGAGUUACACUACACGACGAACAGAGCUCAAGCAGAAGAAAUGAAGAAGAGAACAUAUUUGCCGUACAGGCAUGGACUCUUUGGUUGCUUAGGUUUCAGUUCUAAAGGAUACAAUGCACUUAACGGCUUAACCCGUAGCUUGAACACAGUCUCUUCCAGGUAA